This is a messenger RNA of Penicillium manginii, 1302 nucleotides long. Its product is annotated as serine hydrolase domain-containing protein. The coding region runs from base 1 to 1302 and encodes 433 amino acids. NCBI's taxonomy places the organism in Eukaryota, Fungi, Ascomycota, Eurotiomycetes, Eurotiales, Aspergillaceae. The record is from RefSeq and is a predicted model, not a curated record. The transcript has a single exon.
AUGCGAUUCCAAGCCGUGACCACCAUCGGUCUGGUCACUUCAUUUCUCUCAUUCUCAGCAGCCACAGACCGUGUUUUGAGAGAUGGUUCGCCAGAUUCUGUCGGUCUUCUCCCGGAGCCCCUUAGACAGAUGCAGAUGAAUCUGAGCCAGUACACUCGCCCAGCAAACUAUGGAUCCCACUCGUACGACGAAGUACAUCCCAUUCUACCAGGGGGCUCAGUUAUAGUCGGCCACAAAGCAACAGUCGUGAGCUCAUUCGCGUUCGGCAAUGCCAGUUUAUAUGCUGACGCCAAUGGCACGCUUCUUCCACCCAGUGCGUGGGUCUCGACAAAAAUGGACACAAUCUACGACAUGGCUAGCCUAACGAAGAUAUUCACGGCCAUCACAGUAUUACGAGUCAUCGAUGAUGGGAAAUUGGAUCUACACAAACCAGUAGCGUCCUAUAUUCCUGAGUUCGCAACAAACGGCAAAGACAAUGUCACGGUUCUGAUGCUGCUCACUCAUACCAGCGGGUUUCCCCCCGACCCCGAGCCGGGCUUAUAUGAUCCGAGCUAUGAGAAUAUGCAGCAGCGCAUCGAAGCAAUUAUCCUGCAUAAGCUGGUCAAUCCUCCUGGGUCGACGUAUACCUACUCAGACCUCAAUUUUAUGAACCUGCGCUUCAUGUUAGAGAAAAUCACUGGAACGCCCUUUGAAGAUCUCGUGCAUUCUUGGACCCGAAGUUUGGGAAUGACCUGUACCUUCUUCAAUAAGGGUAAUAUUGGAGCUGAUUCGUUGGAGUAUUAUUCACGCAUGGCGCCGACUGAGUACCAAAUCGAAGUCCUUGGUUCCUCGGAGCCCAAACGUCCCCAGCCAGUGCGGGGUACUGUCCACGACGAGAAUGCCUGGGCUUUGGACGGAGUGAGUGGACAUGCGGGUCUUUUUGCCUCCGCGAGCGAUGUGUCUACCUUGUGCCAGAUGGUACUGAACAACGGGACCUAUAACGGCAAGAGAAUUCUGACUGCGAGAAGUGUCGACUUGAUGUUUACCAACUUCAAUGAGAAAUUCCCCGGCGAUGAACAUGGUGUUGGAUUUGAAUUGAACCAAUCCUACUUCUCUGGGCCUAUGGCUAAUAUCCAGGCUGGUGGCCAUACUGGGUUUACGGGGACUUCGCUUGUGGUUGAUAGAGCCUCGGAUACAUUUAUGGUCCUGCUGGCUCAUGCUGUGCACCCGAAUCGGACUUGGUCUAGUAAUAAUAUCGUUCGACAGGCGCUAGGCUACUGGGUGGCUCGCUCGCUUGGUCGGGAUGUUGCUUUCCCGCUCUGA